UCGGCCCCUACCUGGAGGCCAUGCGAGCCAAGGGCCGACGGCUGGAGGAGCCCGAGGAUCAGCCCGAGCCGGAGCGCGACCCGCCACUGCGCGAGACGGACGAGAACCGCGCGUUGCCCGGCCUCCGGCUCAAGACCGGCAAGAAGACGCGACACGGCAAGGUGAUGCGGCUCAACGUGAACGCGCGCGAGCGCCGGCGCAUGCACGACCUGAACGAUGCCCUGGACGAGCUGCGAUCCGUCAUUCCGUACGCGCACUCGCCAUCCGUGCGCAAGCUGAGCAAGAUCGCCACGCUGCUCCUCGGCAAGAACUACAUCAUGAUGCAAGGCAACGCCAUCGAGGAGCUGCGCCGCAUCAUCGCAUACCUGAGCCACCUGACCGGCAUCCACGUGCCGACGCCCGCCAUGGCCGCCUACGACUCCCUCAACUUGCAGGGCAACCUGCAGCCGCGCAUGGGCCUGCUGCCAUCUCUCGGCGACGACGUGAGACCGGAGUUCAGCAUGUCACCGUCGCCGCGCGGACUGAGCGAUUGAGCGAGGUGGCGGGAGGGCCGCGUGUCGCGCGGAUGAUGCGCCGGUUCAGAUUGCUCGGCGACAAGCUCUGUGGCGAACUUAAUGCUUAUGUGAUUGUGCAGAGGAUGGGUGGCAAGGGAAAGAUAGGUGACAGUCAUCGAGAAAGUGAGCAGUAUUGAUCAAGAAUGUAUGCUCAAUCGAUCGAUUGAUCGAUCUCAAUCGAUCGCGAGUCCCGCCGACCGUGUGGGAUUUCGUCUGCGUAUGAAGCUCGUACCUGUGGUGUGCUGGUGCCCAUCGCGUGCCGUAGUUUGUUCUGGUGCUGACGACACUAUGCUUCGUUGGCACGCCCGCAAGGUCUCCUCAGCUGUCUCGCUCAGGUGAAAACACCCCACUUCGUAACGGCACCCCAUACACUCGUCCACUGGUGUGCUUCCGCAGGCAUACAUGCGCACCGGCACUAGAGGACACGGCAGUGACUAGAUGCAUGUAAAUGUUUUCGCAAUAGAUCCCGUGUUUUGUAAUGACCUUCCCAACUCCUCCGUGAAUAAGUGUUUGCUGUUGGUGCAUAAAAGGAGACACCCGGCUGUAACCUCAUUCAGGCAGCCAAUAGUUCUCACUGCACUUUAUAGGAAAAUAUUCCCUGAAACAGCGCAUAUCUUGAGUUUAGGUUGCGGGCACCUCGGCUCAACGUGCUGCCUUUCUCAUAAACCGCAUAUAUCGGAUGACAAGGAAGUUUGAGAAAUCAUGUUGUUGUGUUAUGCUCCGUGCCCCCAGACUUUUUUAAUUUCGUGUUUGGGACAAUGGAGAUAAUGAAUCAACUCUAAACGAUAUUAAUCAACCAAGCAUAAAAACAGCUAUUUUAACUUAAUUUUCUCCAGCACGAGCAGAGGCUAUUGACUCCAAAAGUUCGCUUCUCAGCACCAGCAAUUCGCAAACGCCAGAAACCACUAUUCCGUUUUGUCUAACACCACAAGGUAAUGAAAUAAGAACAGCCCUUACGAGGGCACCGCCGUAUGGUACUCGCCUGCUUCCGACAGGCGAACAGGCGGAGCAGGUGCCCGGGUGUUUUGGCGUCAACAACAAUAUUUUCCCGGUGUUAAGGACAAAACUGAAGGAUUAUUGUAGUAUAAAGAGGGCACUCCUAGAACAACAGAAGAUUCGCACCCAUAGGGAAAGCGAGCGGCAACCUUGUAUACACUUAACAGCAAAGCGAUUCUUCGGUAGGCCCACUUCACAACUGUCUUGUCUAGCCUCCCUCGGCUUGGGCAGCAAUAAAGCAGUUUGGUGUGCGACGACACGUCGUUGACGGAAUGGCCAAUCAUAGGCAGAGUGCUGUAACCAUGACAACCUUCGUAACGAGCCUAUCUGGCAUUCAGCAACACACCGCACGCCACAUUGGGAAAUAGAGGCUUUCAAAGCUAUCAUCUGAGAUGAAGUGAGCAAUGAGGAUGGCGCGAUACUGGGUGAAGUUCUACGACUCCGUUUAUUGGAGGAGUUCAUACCGUUCAAUCUGAUCGGCAACAAGAGCUCCGGCAUGGUGGCCUGGAGCCGGGAGCUUAAGUCGGCGAGGCUGAUCUCAAUCAUUCCCUCAUACAUUUCAUGCAUUUGACAAUGCAAAUCUGCUUUUGCGGGGAUUGGGGCUGGCCAUUUGUCGGAGGACAGAAAUAAAUGUUGA
Molecule: messenger RNA, 2187 nt
Organism: Pollicipes pollicipes
Lineage: Eukaryota; Metazoa; Arthropoda; Thecostraca; Pollicipedomorpha; Pollicipedidae
Product: class E basic helix-loop-helix protein 22
Exons: 1
Coding region: 21-533 (170 amino acids)
Biological process (GO): positive regulation of transcription by RNA polymerase II; sensory organ development; axon development
Cellular component (GO): nucleus
Molecular function (GO): E-box binding; DNA-binding transcription factor activity, RNA polymerase II-specific; protein dimerization activity
Source: RefSeq, a predicted model, not a curated record